AUGGACACAAACAUGGAAGAUGUUGGCGCAAAGCCAGAACACCCUAUGACUGCGCCCUCCGACCCGCCCUCAAUCCCUACUCUCGACGGCUGGAUUGAGAGCUUGAUGGCCUGCAAGCAGCUGUCCGAGGCCGACGUCCAGAGGCUGUGCGAAAAAGCAAGAGAGGUUCUCCAGGACGAGUCCAACGUCCAGCCUGUCAAAUGUCCCGUCACCGUGUGCGGAGAUAUUCACGGCCAGUUCCACGAUCUGAUGGAGCUGUUCAAGAUUGGAGGCCCCAACCCUGACACCAACUACCUCUUCAUGGGCGAUUAUGUCGACCGUGGUUAUUUCUCUGUAGAGACCGUGACAUUGCUCGUCGCCUUGAAAAUUCGCUACCCACAACGCAUCACCAUUCUCCGUGGUAACCACGAGUCCCGUCAGAUCACCCAAGUCUACGGCUUCUACGACGAGUGCCUGCGCAAGUAUGGCAAUGCCAAUGUCUGGAAGUACUUCACCGAUCUCUUUGACUACCUACCCCUUACCGCCCUGAUUGACAACCAAAUCUUCUGUCUCCACGGUGGCCUGUCACCGAGCAUCGACACACUGGACAACAUUCGUGCGCUCGACAGAAUCCAAGAGGUGCCCCACGAGGGACCCAUGUGUGAUCUGCUUUGGAGUGACCCCGAUGACAGAUGCGGUUGGGGAAUCAGUCCCAGAGGUGCUGGUUACACUUUCGGCCAGGACAUCAGCGAGGCUUUCAACCACAACAACGGUCUGACGCUGGUCGCCCGAGCCCAUCAGCUGGUUAUGGAAGGCUACAACUGGAGUCAGGACAGAAAUGUCGUCACGAUAUUCUCGGCUCCCAAUUACUGUUACCGCUGCGGCAACCAAGCCGCGAUCAUGGAGAUUGACGAACAUCUGAAAUACACUUUCCUUCAAUUCGAUCCCUGCCCACGCGCUGGCGAGCCAAUGGUGUCUCGUCGCACGCCCGACUACUUCCUCUAG
Messenger RNA from Aureobasidium melanogenum CBS 110374, 984 nucleotides. RefSeq names its product Metallo-dependent phosphatase. Gene Ontology annotation, molecular function: protein serine/threonine phosphatase activity. The record is from RefSeq and is a predicted model, not a curated record. Gene Ontology annotation, cellular component: cytosol. The transcript has 4 exons. NCBI's taxonomy places the organism in Eukaryota, Fungi, Ascomycota, Dothideomycetes, Dothideales, Saccotheciaceae. Gene Ontology annotation, biological process: mitotic cell cycle; peptidyl-serine dephosphorylation. Bases 1 to 984 code for a protein of 327 amino acids.